Molecule: messenger RNA, 2131 nt
Organism: Paramacrobiotus metropolitanus
Lineage: Eukaryota; Metazoa; Tardigrada; Eutardigrada; Parachela; Macrobiotidae
Exons: 16
Coding region: 442-2049 (535 amino acids)
Biological process (GO): nervous system development; cilium assembly; vesicle-mediated transport
Cellular component (GO): cilium; cytoplasm
Source: RefSeq, a predicted model, not a curated record
CACUACUUUGAUCUUAUUUGAACCAACAAGGUCCAUGAGAUCUUGUAUGGGAUGAUAAGUUUCGAGAUCUGAGCUUUCAAAGGAAGCGAUGAUGAUUUAUUUAUAAUUUCAAUAACCCGUUACUCGUUUUUGGUUGAUUGCAAAGCGCAGACUUAAGAGGAGACCGCAUUUAAAAUUCGUACUCAGAAGAGCAACUGUCAAAAUGGCUUAUCUGCGUAAAAUUAGAAUUUCGGUGUGAGUAAGUAUCGGAAUCUAUCGCCAUGUCCCUCCGGAGUGUGAUAGCGUAAAAUUAUUGCUGAUACAGAGUCGGUAUUCGGUGGAAUAGUUUUGUUGUUUUGUCAGUUGUUCAGAAAAUACUAUAUUUGGCGAUAAAAAAUGCAACAGCCAGGUUGAUUAACAGUUUAACAGUUGGUUUGUAAAUUUAUUGUUAUUGACACUGAAAUGCGGUUACAUAUUAUAAUCUACCAAGCUAUGGCUAUCGUACACACUCAGCACAUAACUUUACAGGCCAAGCUGAAGCAACUUCAAAAGACGGCUGCUCCUAGUGAUAUCUUGUAUGCACAUCCUUCUUCCAACAAAACCCUGAUUGCAAGCCGUGGCGCAUUUGUUACGUUAUGGGACAUCAACCGAAAUCAGGACUUGGUGCCGGAAAUUCGUUCACUGAAGACCCCGGUUAACGUUGGAUCUGUUCGGAUGUGUGUGGGUGUUUCGGAUGUGGAAGUAACGUUUCUUGAAGAUGACGUCUGCGGUCUGAUUGUAAUGUUUGGGACUGCAGUGGACGGCUUUAAUUCUGUCAAUGAUGCGGGAGCCGGUAAAAACCUUCUUCGCACGAUUCACACAAUCCUCAGUUUUUCGGCAUCAAAUAUAAGAAGGAGCCUGGAAGAAGUGAUGGUUCGCAGUGACCUCGACGGAAUGAUUAUCUGUGCAUUGUAUCGAGUGAGCGCGAAUUCCGGUGACAGAUAUACAGUGCACGAUAUCCAAUGGUCCCGAAUUAUUCCGUCCUACAAGAAAGAUACAGAAAUGCAGGAUAUGCUGGAGCGAGAAAUUAUGCAUUUCGAAGCAGCAGAAUACUUGGAUGAUGUUUUUCGGUUGUUCCCGAGACUUGAAUGCUACGUUCUGGGAGCCUGCUUAUAUCACAAACAAAUGCUGAUGAUUAACCAUCUUUCUGCUCCCCUUCAUGAUCCGGUGUACAAAUAUCUGCUUCUUCAUAAGAAUGGCUUUCGCAGCGAAAAGGAUCUCGACAAACAACACGUGAUAAAGUGUUACCCGAAAAACGUUGGGAUAACGGCAAAUGACGGCGCAUCUUAUUACCUUUUGUGGACAAGUUCGGAGAAUCUCCUGCUGUGCUGCCUCUUGGAAACGUACGGAACAGGAGAAAGCGCUGACGUGAUGCUUUUUGGAACUAUUUUAUCCUCGAUGCGUACGCUGAUUGGAAAGCCAGAUGUGCGCCAAAAAGCAGCGGAAGUGGCAAAUAAUUCCUUUGGUCGGUUCGCGCAGCAUUCAAAUCGCUCCAGUUUUGACCAAGAUAAAAUGGUAACUGGAACCUUGGUGCGUACCACUUCGGCUCCAAAUGUGGCACAAAAAUUCACUCUGGUGAACGAAAAAUCCCAUGGACAACGCCCAGCCAGCCUUUCCCAAGCACCUCGUUUAUUCUCAAUGUCUUCGGAAAAUCUGACUCGCCAAGCAAUUGCCGGUGCAGAAAUUAACUCAAGGCGAAGAUCCGGGAUAAUAUUUAGUGUAACCAUCAGCGGGAAGUCGCAGUCGAUGGUUUUGGAAUCUCUCAUAGACGAGUACAGCCGUAAUUCAUUUCUUCCACCAAAGCUAUUCGACGAUUUUAUCCGACAUAUUCCCAUAUUACGGAACUUAUUUACGAGCACCUUAUCGCAUUCGGAAGAAAUCACGCUUCUUCUUGAAUAUCCAUCGCCGUCGCUUUUCAAGCGGUAUUGGAUAUCGGGCCGGAUUUUGGAUAAUCCACUACGGGAAAUAUUCCUGUGUUAUCAAGAAGGAUCGGAAACCGCGGUUGCACUAGAUUACCUGAUGAAAAUGUGAUUAUAUUUUGUUUUUUUAUUUUUGUGCAAUGAUAUGAAGGCGAAUAACUGUAGUUAUAGUGAACAGCAAUAAAACAGCAAUA